AUGAUGCCGCGUCAGCCCACCGUUGCGGCGGCCGAGAUUGAGCGAUGGCGUACCAGUCGCAUAAUACCCGCCACCUGCAACGAUCCGAGCUACGGAGUACGAGCAUUCAACGGUGCCCAGUCAGUUGAACGCGGCGAGCUGAUUUGGCAAAGCCCAAGUCAUAGGCUGCCGACGGGAGAGCUGUUCGGAAUGAAGCUCUACUAUAAAACAGGAACAGACAUGUUCAAUCCACACAACAUCUGGAGUCGUUGUUUCCAAAGAAGUUUUUUAGUG
Messenger RNA from Iphiclides podalirius (scarce swallowtail), 273 nucleotides. The record is from the annotation of a GenBank genome assembly. NCBI's taxonomy places the organism in Eukaryota, Metazoa, Arthropoda, Insecta, Lepidoptera, Papilionidae.